Molecule: messenger RNA, 3229 nt
Organism: Sebastes umbrosus (honeycomb rockfish)
Lineage: Eukaryota; Metazoa; Chordata; Actinopteri; Perciformes; Sebastidae
Gene: map7a
Product: microtubule-associated protein 7a
Exons: 15
Coding region: 380-2347 (655 amino acids)
Biological process (GO): microtubule cytoskeleton organization
Cellular component (GO): microtubule cytoskeleton
Source: RefSeq, a predicted model, not a curated record
UGACACAGCUAUAUUAUGUGAAAGUAAAGCAGAGCAGCUCACAAGGGGUGAGAUCUUUAAAAGGGGGUGUAGCCUUUAAAUAGACAAGCCUCACUGAGGAUCUCUCCAGACUUCCACAGCCUUAAAGGAGACAGGAUAAAAUUUGUGGAUAACCUUUUAAUUUAUCUCUAACCCAUUGGACAGGGGGGAUAACUGGAUGCUUUGUUUUCAUGCUUUUCUCUCUAUUGGUUUAAAAGGCACUGAUGAACAAGCAGCUGACGCAGAGGGCAGUUAUCUGCACGGCGUACUUGGAAAGCGAAGGACCCGAAGGCAUCUUGAAAUAGAAAUUUAAAAGAGGAGGAGGAGAGAAAGGAGGGGGUUUUAGAGUGAGAGCAUUGGUAUGCCAGGCUCAAAACCAAGCAUGGCUGUGCAGAAGAAACACAGUGACGUCCCUCCAUCGCAGGGACCACUUUCUACACGUACCAUCGAGAGCCUGAAGAAGAGGAAUGGAUCUGAAAGAACAGGAGACAAUGGUGGUCAGAUCAAACCAAAUCUACAGGCAAAGAAAACAGCCUGUUCUGUCAACAAGGCUGCCCAAAUCUGCAACACAGCCACUCCACGGGCCGCUGCAGUGGCCAAUGGAGCAAAUAUUGAUGAGAGGCUGAAAGCAGCACGGGAAAGAAGAGAGGAGCACCAGAAGUUACUUGUCUCUCGGGAGCAGGGCAGGGUGGAGCGGGAGCAGCGCGCCAGGCAAUACUAUGAACAACAACUGAAGGAGCGCAAGAAGAAACUCCAGGACCAGAGACUCAAAGAGGAGAUGAAGCGCUCUGCCGUGGAGGAGAAGCGCAAGCAGAGACUGAAGGAGGAGAAAGAGCGAUAUGAAUCUGCAGUGCGUAGGACGGUGGAAAAGAGCCAAAGGGCCCAAAACAGCCUCGGCCAAAACUCAAGAGGAAGGAAGCUCACCAAGAACGUUCCACGUCGCUUGCCACUGACAACAUGGGAGAAGAACUUGGUCAGUCGCCUGCUUACCCCCACAUGCUCUUAUCUGGCCAGGAGCAAGAGUGCUGCUUGUCAGUCAGGAGAAGAAGUUGUCCAUAUUUGUCGCCGUGCAGUUUCAUUCCACUCCAUGAAUUCCACCAACACCAACACCACCACCACCACCACCACCACCCCUCCCAAACCCCAGCGCCAGUCUGGUCCAGUCCACCCCAGGCCAUCUGCCUCCCCGAGUCCCAACAACAGACAGCAGAGAAGCGUCAAUCUGGCACAGAUCAAAACAGCGAGACAGCAAGACGCUAAUAAGAAGAACUCAAAUACUAGAUCACCUGCCGUCAAAACCAGUGUGAAAUCAGCCAAAGUUAAACAAAGCAGAACAACCUCCCCCUCACCUGAACGGACCCCCCGAAGAACAAUCAGCAGACACUCAACCCCGCUGCAGAUCGAGCUCCCAUCGGUCCCCGAGGAAGAUGUUACCAUUUGUACUUCUGCCCUCUCUCCUGGUAACUCGAGGCCUGUCAGGACAUCAGCUGAAGGUCAGAGUGAGAUAAUGAGGGAUGAAAAUCCACCAGAGGCUCCAUGUUCGGACCUGCCCCACAAAGAGACGGCAGCUGUAACCACAACAGCAGGACAUGGAGAAGCGCCACCUCAUCCAGCUCCUCAGCCUCCUGAAGUCAUGAGUAGACCUUCAGCCGGGACCACAGACCGAGUGGAGGCCUCACGUCUCCUGGCUGAAAAGAGAAGAGAGGCCCGACUACAACGGGAGAGAGAGGAGCAGGAGCGUCUGCAAAGAGAGGAGGCCGAACGGCGGAGUCGUGAGGAACUGGAGCGCAAGAGGGCAGAGGAACGAGCGCGACAGCAGGCCGAAGCUCAGCGUCUCAUAGAGGAGAAGAUGAGGAGGGAGGAAGAGGAGCAGAGGAAAGCUGAGGAAGAGAGAGCUCAGGCUAUGAUGGAAGCCGCCCUUCUGCAGAAACAGAGAGAGGAGGAACAAGCCAAAGAGAUGGCAAAAGCAGAGCAGAUCAAACAAGAGCGAGAAAUCGUCGCUCAGAAAGAGGAGGCAGCACGCCAAGUCAGAAAAAAGCGACUGGAGGAGAUCAUGCGGAGAACCAGAAGGACAGAUUCUCCUGAUACGAAAUCUGCACCAGUGAGGAUUUUGCCAAAUGAAGCCCGACCAAAGGAAAACACAGAGCCUGUGCACAACGGCACUACAGAAGACGCCGUCAAGCUGCUGGUGGGGACGAAGACCUCACAGCUGGGGCUGAACAACGAGGAAGACAUGGUACCUGUUGUGGCCUUCAAAGAACGUAGGUCCCUCAGGACUCUCACAGGCCUGGAGGAGAUCCAGACCCACCAACGAGCAGAGGUCAUCUGAGCAGCUGCGAAGCGGGCAGACGGUCAAAGACUUUGUUUGAAAGCUGUGAUUUCUCUGUGAAACACAGACAGGAGUUACUGCAGUACAGCCAUUUUGCUGCCCUUCGGCACCUUGAAAGAGCAUGUAAGAUUACAGCCUUGCCUCGCACUGAGGACGUCAGCAUUUUGGUCACUUUUCUGUGUGUAACCAGCGGCACAAAUAUUGGGCAAGUUAUUUAUUGCUUUCUUCAGUACAGCAGGUAUCUGAACUAAUAACGACUAUCCAAACACCAGUAGAUGUAGACAGUGGUAAUGGUAGUUUGCUGGGAGUGUUGCUGCCUCUGUGAAAUAAUAGGAAUAGCCAUUCUAACAAUCACAACGUAUGUCAGCCAUAUGCUUUUUGCUUAUUCCUGAUAUUUCUUGCAAUGUAAGCACUUUUCCUUCCUCAGUUUUGUCACUGUGGGAUUAGAAUAGCUCGAGUGGCUGUUUUGCGCUGAGAACACAAGAGUUGUUGUCGAAAGUUAACUUCCCUCUCCCCGAAUCCCCAUCUUACCUUUUGAUUUUGUGACGUAUAGCAAUCACAUAUUUCAAAGCUGCUAAGGAACUUAGUUUCCAAAGACUUUGCUUUAGUUUUGUGAGUGUUGUUUUAGAGAAUAUAAUGCACAAAGCAUUCAUUGCACUGUUGACAGUUGCUUUGUUUGAUAUAUCAUGUAUCAUUUUACAAAGCAAAGUAUGAGGCGUAGAGAUUAAGCGAGUUUAUUAUAAUGAAAGCAUAUAAAAGCAAAUGUAUCUGAUCAUCAAUAUUUGAUCUUGUAGUUUAAGUACUGCUUAUAACUAUCACUUGUUAACCUGUUAAAAUGUUGAAAUAUAUGCCAUAUUUCAUUAAAGUUGAUACUAUGCCGCA